Linum tenue is the source of this 1992-nucleotide messenger RNA. NCBI's taxonomy places the organism in Eukaryota, Viridiplantae, Streptophyta, Magnoliopsida, Malpighiales, Linaceae. The record is from the annotation of a GenBank genome assembly.
CGAUGCUUUAUUCCUUUGUACUAGUCUCUAUUCUACCCAUCGACUGCUUUCCCUUCAUCUUGGCUCUUUUUCCUGACCUAAUUGUCGCCUCUCUCUCGCCUCUCUCUGGCUUGCUAUUUGCCUAUUACCUACCUCGCCGCCGCUACUGAUCUUUACCGCCUUCUCUUCUGAUCUCUACCAUCAAGCCAACUGAUUAAUUUGUUCGGGAGAAAUAAGUGAAUAUAGUAGUCGAGCUGUGUAGGUAGCUAGGUUUAUCACACAGAUCGAUCUGUCUCUUGGAUCCCUGCUUUGGUUAGCGACCGAUCUGAAGUUGAAAGGGUAGUAGCUAGUGGGUGCGAUCAUGAGCACGGCGGCAAAGUUGGGUGCCGGGCAAUUUGGCGACACGACAUACACGAAGGUGUUUGUUGGAGGUUUGGCUUGGGAAACCCACAAGGACACUAUGAAGAAGUACUUUGAGCAGUUCGGCGACAUCUUGGAGGCUGUUGUCAUCACUGAUAAGGCCACCGGCAGAUCCAAGGGCUACGGAUUUGUGACUUUUCGGGAGCCCGAAGGAGCAGCGAGAGCCUGUGUCGAUGCUGCUCCAGUGAUCGAUGGCAGAAGGGCUAAUUGUAAUUUGGCUUCUCUAGGUGUUCAGAGAUCCAAACCCUCCACUCCAAAGCAUCCUGCUCCCGAGAAGGGCUUUAAGGUAAUAAGCCCUUUUCUCCAGACAGGGCGUGGUGGCGGUGGAGAAGCUUUGCCAGCAGCAGCUUUUCCUCAUUAUGUCCAGCAAGCGUUACCUUACAAUGUUUAUGGGUACUCCACAUAUCCCCAAGACUACACUUAUCCAACGAUGAUGAUGCAGAGCUACGCAUACGGAGGGUCACAGUUCCCGGUGUAUGGGAGUGGGGUGGAAGGAGGAGGAUCGGGAGGAGGAGGAAUGUUGAGCAAUGGAGCGGCCUUUUACCCACUUGUCCAGUUUGGUACUGCCGCCUAUGCAGCAGCUAUGGCGCAAAGCUACAGCUUCCAGUACCCUCACCAUCACCACCAACUUUUCCAGUAUUCCUCCAUUAAUAAUAUUUCAGCUGCUGCAGGGCCAGGUUAUCCUCCUCAGCAUUACGGAAACCCCAUCUCGUCUCGGGCAACCCCAACAGCCCUGCAUUCAGUGUGCUUUGCUGUGCCGCAGGCGUGAUCAUGGGAGCGGUCUCGCUGGUCGACGUACGUACUACGUAGCCUCCCUCAUCUUGCGGUAUCUAGUACUACUACGUUUCUCUCUUGGUCGAUAAGCUAGCUUGAGCCUUGAGGUCUGUGCCUGGUUCUCACUAUGAUCGCCAGCUGCUAGCUAAUACAUGAGGAUUGAUUAGCAAGCUAGCCCGAACGCAAGCUGCGCCCCUCGUAGCUAGGAGCAUGCAUGCAUCCUCACCAUCUCUGUGAUAACAUGCAUGUAGAUAGGUUUCUGCCCCUGCCCAUGCAGUCAUACCUCUUUGAAGACGCGGGAUCCAAAAAGAGAGCUUAUACCCAACCAAAUAUUUGUUCGACGAAUAGCUGAAGGAAGCCAACUCAUGAAUUCACUUAUACCUUUGUCCUGGCCCAGGAGAGGCUAUGACGGUAACUAAUUAAGAGGAAAUGGUCGUUUGCCAAUCAACGAGCAAACCGGCUUACCUCCAUAGCAGCCAGAUCAGAUAGAUGUAUAUGGUAAUUGGUUAAUCAUAUACAUACUAAUCCUUCCACCGCGGAGACCUAAUUACUCACCUCACCUCCAUAAGAUGAAAGAUGGAGGUGGUUGUGCGCUGCUACUGCUUGCUAGCUCCCAGAAAGAGCAUUAGCUAGUCUUACGGAGUUUUAGGAAUCUACAACGUAACUCUACUUGCUAGCUGGUCAUGUCUCCAGCAGAAUUGUUUUGCCAAUCUAUUAGACCUCCCUUUUUUAUUCAUGUUUUCAUUAUGUUUUUGGUGAAAGAAUCUUUUAGAUCUGUAACCAAAACAUCUUUCCCUAGAGGUUGAUGGAAGAACUUCU